AGGACUUGGGAGAUUAUAAAUUUCUUGCACAAUUUAAAAAAAUAAAGAGUUUUUUGCACAUUUGAUUUGAUUUUAUUGCUGGUCUUCCCCAUAUAUCUCUCGAGUUUCUUUGUGUCUCCCUCCAACUCCAAUCCAGUAUUCUCUCACCGGCUGAAAGAUCUCUCGUGUCUCUUUAUUUCCCCUUUCCUCUCUUCUUCUUCUUCUUCUUCUUCUUCUCGAUUUUGUUCUUUCCAAUUUCAUCUGUUGCCUUUUCCCCUCUUUCUUCCCACCUCCUGUCGAGCGAGACUGGGUCCUGCUCGGGGGCAAGUAAUAAUGUCGCCGGGCGCGAGAGACCUGCAGCUGGCUCGAGUCGCCGGCGGCCAGGACGCUGAUGCCGGUGACAUGGAGGACGUCAGGCUCCUGGACUCGUACGAACAGCGGGAAUCCGAUGAUGUUAUCGAGGCUGGAGAAGGCGGCGAAGGAGGAGAGGGAAUGAUGAGGAGGAUUCAGGUCAGGAUUACCGGGAUGACCUGUGCUGCCUGCUCCAAUUCCGUCGAAUCAGCUCUCAGGAGCGUCAAUGGCGUUGUCUCCGCCUCUGUUGCGCUGCUUCAGAACAGGGCCGAUGUCGUGUUUGACCCCAGCUUGGUCAAUGACGAUGAUGUCAAGAAUGCAAUUGAGGAUGCAGGGUUUGAUGCAGAGUUUAUGCCUCAACCUACUACAACGAAGAAAAAUUCUGACAGUAAAGCCCUGGUGGGUCAGUUCACAAUUGGCGGUAUGACUUGUGCCGCUUGUGUGAACUCAGUUGAAGGUAUUUUGAGAGAUCUUCCUGGUGUAAAGAGGGCUGUUGUGGCGCUGGCCACAUCUUUAGGGGAAGUUGAGUAUGAUCCCACGAUAAUUGAUAAGAAUGACAUAGUGAAUGCCAUUGAAGAUGCUGGUUUCGAAGGGGCACUUGUACAGAGCAGUCAGCAGGACAAAAUCAUAGUCGGAGUUAGUGGAGUAACGACAGAGAUUGACGCACAACUUUUGGAAGGAAUACUUAGCACAUCAACAGGCGUUCGUCAAUUCCGUUACAACAGGAUAUCCACCGAACUUGAAGUUCUUUUUGACCCUGAAGUCAUUAGCUCUAGAUCCUUGGUUGAUGGGGUCGAGGAAGGGAGCAAUGGCCAGUUCAAAUUACACGUUAUCAAUCCAUAUGCAAGAAUGACGUCUAAAGAUAAUGAGGAAGCGUCCAAUAUGUUCAGACUUUUCAUGUCCAGCUUGCUUUUCAGUAUUCCAGUCUUUUUCAUAAGAGUGAUAUGCCCUCAUAUACCACUGCUAUAUUCUGUGCUACUCUGGCGUUGUGGACCGUUCAUCAUGGAUGAUUGGUUGAAGUGGGCAUUGGUGAGUGUGGUUCAGUUUGUAAUUGGGAAGCGCUUUUAUGUAGGAGCUGCAAGGGCACUUAAAAAUGGUUCAACCAAUAUGGAUGUGUUAGUUGCACUUGGAACCUCCGCCUCGUACUUCUACUCUGUUUGUGCCCUUCUAUACGGUGCUGCCACUGGGUUCUGGUCUCCUACCUACUUUGAAACAAGUUCCAUGUUGAUAACAUUCGUAUUAUUGGGGAAGUAUUUGGAAUGUCUUGCAAAGGGAAAAACAUCUGAUGCCAUCAAAAAGUUAGUAGAACUUGCACCGGCAACCGCAUUACUGGUUGACAAAGACAAAGGUGGAAAAAUUCGAGAAAGAGAAAUAGAUGCCUUACUGAUUCAGCCUGGUGAUACUUUAAAAGUUAUUCCUGGUGGAAAAAUUCCUGCAGAUGGCGUUGUUGUAUGGGGUUCAAGUUAUGUUAAUGAGAGUAUGGUAACUGGAGAGUCGGAGCCUGUUCUAAAGGAAGCUAAUUCAUCAGUUAUUGGUGGUACUAUUAACUUACAUGGUGUGCUACAUGUAAAGGCCACUAAAAUUGGAUCGGAUGCUGUUCUGAGCCAGAUAAUUAGUUUGGUUGAAACAGCACAGAUGUCCAAAGCUCCAAUUCAGAAAUUUGCAGAUUUUGUUGCAAGCAUUUUUGUCCCUACAGUUGUUGCCAUGUCUUUGAUUACAUUAUUGGGCUGGUACAUUGGUGGAACUAUUGGAGCUUAUCCUGAAGAGUGGCUUCCUGAAAAUGGCAAUAUCUUUGUCUUCUCUCUCAUGUUUUCAAUAUCAGUGGUGGUAAUUGCAUGUCCAUGUGCGCUUGGGUUGGCAACACCAACAGCAGUGAUGGUUGCCACUGGAGUUGGGGCUAAGCAUGGUGUGUUGAUAAAAGGAGGAGAUGCUUUGGAAAGGGCUCAAAAGAUCAAUUACGUGAUAUUUGAUAAAACUGGAACUUUAACUCAAGGGAAAGCAACAGUCACCACUGCAAAAGUUUUCACAGCAAUGGAUCGUGGAGAAUUCCUCAGAUGGGUGGCUUCUGCAGAGGCGAGCAGUGAGCAUCCAUUGGCAAAAGCAAUAGUGGAGUAUGCCCGACACUUCCAUUUCUUUGAUGGGCCUUCUCCAACAAAGGAUGGUGAAGCCCAUAAUAAAGAUUCAACAAUAUCCGGGUGGCUUUUGGAUGUCUCAGAUUUCUCUGCACUACCUGGAACGGGUGUCAAGUGCUGUAUAGAUGGCAAACGAGUCCUGGUGGGUAACCGGAAGCUCAUGGCUGAGAAUGGCAUUGAAAUCUCAGCUGCUACCGAGAGUUUUGUAGUAGAACUUGAAGAUUCUGCAAAGACGGGCAUACUUGUUGCAUUUGAUGACAAGUUAAUUGGCGUUCUGGGAGUUGCGGAUCCUUUGAAGAGAGAAGCUGCUGUCGUUGUAGAAGGGCUUCAAAAAAUGGGCGUCGAACCAGUCAUGGUCACUGGAGACAACUGGCGGACAGCUCGUGCAGUAGCCAAAGAGGUUGGGAUUAAAGAUGUAAGAGCAGAAGUAAUGCCAGCAGGCAAGGCCGAUGUGGUCCGCGCACUUCAAAAGGACGGGAGCACGGUAGCCAUGGUUGGUGAUGGCAUAAACGACUCGCCGGCCCUGGCUGCAUCUGAUGUCGGCAUGGCCAUUGGUGCGGGGACGGAUAUAGCAAUAGAAGCUGCCGACUACGUGCUGAUGAGGAACAACUUGGAGGACGUAAUCACGGCCAUCGAUCUGUCGAGGAAAACGUUUGCUCGCAUCCGUUUGAACUACAUGUUUGCGAUGGUGUACAAUGUGGUGGCGAUACCCAUAGCUGCUGGGGUGUUCUUCCCUUAUUUGAGGAUCGUGUUGCCUCCGUGGGCAGCAGGUGCCUGCAUGGCGCUGUCAUCGGUGAGUGUAGUGUGUUCUUCUUUACUUUUGAGACGAUACAAGAAGCCCAGACUCACCACGUUACUGAAAAUUACUGUAGAGUAGAUAAGGAGGAAAGUGUGAAGUAAAUAACAUUGUAAUGUUGUGAUGAAUUGUUACAACAAAACGGGGGGAAAUGUUGUGAGGGUAAAGUAAAAGGAGGGAAUAGAGAAUUUGGGGAGGUUCUUGGGGGGGGGGGGGGGGGGGGGGGGGGGGGGGGGGGUCCAAAUUUUGUACAGACUUCAUUUUUUUUUUUUGGUUUCUUUCACUUUAAGCCUAAGUUUAGUCUUUGUAAGCUGGCCGGGGCGGUGAGGAGGUGGUCGUUGUACCAUACCACCCCGUUGAUAAGAUGUAAAGGGAGCCGCUCUUUGUGUGUAAGUCAGUUGUAAUGAUAUGGGUUAAUACCUUAGUUUAGUUCGAACUAUACACAAAUUUUCUAUUUUGACUUGUGGUUUUCGAAAUAGCUAUCCUGGUCUGAACUAUGUAUCAUACUUUCUAAUUUGGUACGGAUUCGGAUUUGAUCGUUAAAUUAGACGGUCAACUCAAUAACCAGCUCACCUGUCAUGUAAGCAAGUACGAAAUAAAAAAUUUAUUUUUUGAAUUUCUGUAUUCAUUUACUUUUCUAUUUUUUGUUUAUUAUUAUUAUUAUUAGAAAAGAAAAUGAAUACAGAAAUACAAAAAAAAUCAUUUUUUUUAUUCCGUGCUCGCCGAUGUGGCAAGUGAGCUGAUCAUUGACUAACAGUCAAUUCAGUUGACCGUUCAAUUUGACGAUCAAAUCUUGCUUCAGGCCAAGUUAGAAAGUAUGGUACAUAGUUCAGGGCAGGAUAGCAAUUUCGAAAACCACGGACCAAAGUAGAAAGUUGUGUAUAGUUCGAGCCAAACUAACUUAUUAACCCUAAUGUUAUCGUCGCCUAGGUUUACUAUCAGCACCUUCUGGUUUGGUGAAUGCUACGAUUGUUAAACCAGGCAACAAUGGCAGAAUUAGAAAGUUGAAUGAGGAGAACUUAUUUAAAUCGUAAUAACUGAGAGAAGGGGUUAAGGUUUUACUGACUACUCUAUCUGACUUGAAUCGUGAUAAUUGGGAGAGGGGCUAAGGUCUUGCUGAUUACUUUAUAUCCUAAAUUUAUUGAAAAUUUUACAUGUAAUAAUUUGAGGAGGUUACUGACUUCUAUCUAACUCAUCCAUUAUCCGGUAACGCCUAUGUGUACCUUUCUUUCCGCAACAUAUGUACCUCCCUGCUUGCCCCGUUUCAGCAAUGCAAGCAAUACAAUUUGGCAGGCUUGGUAUGUCUGAUCCUCGUGGCUUGGGAUUUGAGGUUCUGGUUUAGAACUUUAGAUAUUCUGGUUUAGAAUAACUUCAAGCUUGCACGAAAUACGUACUGCAUGUAAGGCUAACAGACAGUCUGGUUAUGUGACAAUUUUAUUUUAUGGUGCCUUUAGUGGUGGUUAAUGGUUGAGAAAGCCCUAGACCUGGUACAACUGGAGGUAGGGCUGGAAGUUUGUCUAUAUUUGGUAUCACCGAAUACACGUAUUAUUUUUUG
Molecule: messenger RNA, 4813 nt
Organism: Linum trigynum
Lineage: Eukaryota; Viridiplantae; Streptophyta; Magnoliopsida; Malpighiales; Linaceae
Source: the annotation of a GenBank genome assembly